Atta colombica is the source of this 1709-nucleotide messenger RNA. It is a transcript of the gene aos, whose product is annotated as protein giant-lens. Lineage: Eukaryota; Metazoa; Arthropoda; Insecta; Hymenoptera; Formicidae. The record is from RefSeq and is a predicted model, not a curated record. Bases 522 to 1424 code for a protein of 300 amino acids. The transcript has 4 exons.
UUUCCAGCGGGCCUGGCUUGUAGAAUCUGCGAAUUCGGGAAAAAGUACGUGUCAGUCGAUCCCCUCGGAACGAGCGAUCGAGAUUCAUCGCGAAGCGAUCGGAAAAACUCUUCUUUCCUCUCCUCUCUGAUGAUCGAUCAAUGAGAAGACUCGCGUUGAUAAGAUUCACGAAGAUGGACUUCAAGUAGCAGUUGCGGACAACCGGCGAGCCUUCGAGUUUUCUUGAUCCGUGUUGUAUUUCUGCUAUGAAUAUUCCCUGAGUAUUCCUCCUCCCGCUCGUUCUGAACACCUUGUCGCGCAAAUAAGAAGGUGAACGUAUCGAAACCCCUACCAUUCUUUUUAUUGCAUCCCCCCACCUGGGAGUAAAACACCUAACGCAGCAAACGUUCCCUCCGGAGAGAAAGAGAAAGAGAGAGAAAAAGGGAAAGAGAGACACACACAAACAAGCGAUCGCCGAUUCUCUCGACCGGGAUUCUUUAUCGGGAAGAACUUUGCUGUGCUUGCUGCGACACUGCGACACGAUGACCGGUAAAACAAUACGGCACCUGCUGUACACUCUGUUGAUGAUCGUCGGAGUCAUCCGCCGAAGCAAAUGCGAGGUUUUCGAUCUGCCGUUGAGAAUCGAGCACGACGAAUAUCUCAAGGAAUAUUUGUUCAUCGAUGAAAGCAAGUAUCACGCUGACCUGCAGGAAUUCGACGACACGACAGUCGAGAUAGAUCUGAUCAAUCGUAACCAGAAGCACAUUCUGUCGCACGAGGAGCCCAAGGUGCUAUACCAAGUCGGGAACAGCGAGAAGGAGUUACCGGAGUGUGCAGACCGUAGCGAGGUAUGUAGCAAGGUGGAUUUAUAUGGUGCACCAUGGGUCGAGAGACAAUGUCGUUGCCCGAAUGGCCGUGCCUGCCCCAGCAGUCUUCAUGGAGACGACGGACAUACGAUCGUCGAUAAAACGCGCCGCUAUAAGCUCUGCGAGCCCGUGAAACGACUUCCCAUCUGUCAUUACUUCAAAGACAUUACGUGGACAUUGGCACCCGGAGGUGGCCCAGCGAAUGCAACAGUGCAACGUGUCUAUUGUCGAUGUCGGCCAAAUAGCGUGCCAUACUUAGUGCGUAGACAACCUCACAAAUCGCUGAAUGGAAAUCAUGGCUUCGUCUACGCCUUCGCCUGUUCUCCGCAAAGCAAAAUACGAUGUCAGCAUAAGGAGCCCUGCCGCCUGUUCACCGUUCGCAAAAGACGCAACUCGCAGCUCGAGGAGGUGAACGCCUCGCCUCUCUGUCAGUGUCCUCGUGGACACCGAUGCCCGCGAAGGCACACGGAUCCCGGUUCUACACCGGCACGAUCUUACGCCGGUGUUCUGGAGAUCAAGACUUAUAGCGGCUACUGCGUGCCGUAUCAUGGCUACGAAAAAAUGACCUACGGCAUUUGAGAGAGGCCACUAGAAACGACCUCUCACUGCAGCGACGGAUUCAGGAUGUCUGCCAAACAAAAAUCCAAGAUUCAAUGAACUACUAUAUACCUUUAUCAAACAUGUCCCCAUAAAAAGAAAGACGAUUAGUUCUCAUACCACAGUGGGUUAGGUCUAUCUUUUCAAGCGCACAACAAUUGGCCAUUUGGUACCUGCCGAUUGUCGAAACGUUGCCAUAAAAUCCCAGAGGCGGCUUCCAAUUCCCGAUCGUAGUGACGAGCACGUUCGGAUGAUCUUUCGAGGAGA